Frieseomelitta varia is the source of this 1947-nucleotide messenger RNA. RefSeq names its product glucose dehydrogenase [FAD, quinone]-like. Gene Ontology annotation, molecular function: oxidoreductase activity, acting on CH-OH group of donors; flavin adenine dinucleotide binding. NCBI's taxonomy places the organism in Eukaryota, Metazoa, Arthropoda, Insecta, Hymenoptera, Apidae. The record is from RefSeq and is a predicted model, not a curated record.
AAACCAUCUAGAAGACCAAAAAUUCCAGGUGACCAAGAAGAAUCAUAAUCUGAGAUCAAAGGAUGUCGUGGGUAUCUGCAAAUUUAGCAAAUCUCUGCCCACCUAAUUCCAGUUGUCAACCACCUACCUUUAUGUUUCUCACACUGGUCGCUAGUCUCUUUGGUCAUCCUGAAGUCUCGUAUCCAAAUAAAAAUAUAGAGAAAGACUAUGAUUUUAUUAUUGUGGGAGCUGGAUCAGCCGGAUGUGUCGUUGCAAACAGAUUAAGCGAAGUGAAACAUUGGAAGAUAUUAUUAUUGGAACCUGGUAUAGAAGAACCAGAGGUAGCUGAUAUUCCUGCUUUCACCCCUACAUUACAACGAAGCAAUAUCGAUUGGAUGUAUAGAAUGCAACCGGAGCAGCAUUUUUGUCGAUCCAGAAUAAAUGGAAGUUGUGCGGUGCCAAGGGGUAAAGUGAUGGGUGGUACCAGUACUAUCAAUUACAUGAUGUAUGUUCGCGGUAAUCCAAAAGAUUAUGAUGGAUGGGCAGAUGCAGGAAAUCGUGGCUGGAGCUACACAGAAGUUCUACCAUAUUUUCUGAAAUCAGAAAAUAAUAGGGAUCCACAGAUAGUGGAAGACAAUCCACUCUAUCAUAACCAACAUGGUUACCAAUCGGUACAACGAUUUUCAUAUGUCGAUAUUAACGCCGAGAUCUUGCUGAAUGCGUGGCAAGAACUAGGUUACAAAGUCGUGGAUGUCAACGCAAAGAACCAACUAGGUGUCAUGAAGGCACAAACGACAUCCGCUAAUGGAACACGCCAAAGCACUAACAACGCUUUCAUACGACCCAUCAGAAGCAAACGCAAAAAUUUAACUAUCAAAACAGAAUCAUACGUUACGAAAUUGGUUGUAGACAACAAAACAAAACGUGUAACAAGCGUCGAAUAUACUUCAGGAAACAACCGAACUAAAUUAAAUACAGUUUUUGCUAGAAAAGAAGUGAUUCUCUCGGCUGGAUCGAUUAAUUCACCAAAAAUCCUCAUGCUGUCUGGAAUUGGACCAAGAGAAGAAUUAAAGAAACACGGCAUUGAAGUAAUUAAUAUUUCAUCAGUUGGAAGGAACUUUCAAGAUCAUGUAGGAAUGUAUCAUCUAGUAACUGCACUGAAUUUUACUUCCACGAAUAAAAAUAUUUUCAUGAAGGAGGAAGAUAUUUUGUCUUAUCAGAAGACACAUAGGGGAAGACCUUUAUCUACAACUGGUACAUCUACGGUUGCUACUUUCUUGCAAACAAUGUUCCAAUAUGAGCGUGAUAUGCCUGAUAUUGAAGUUUUUUCUUUUGCAACUAAUCAAAAGGAUAUUUUAAAUAAUCCAGUCGAAUCUUUUGAGGGAACUAUUGAUCCAUCAUCUUAUUACGAUGCUAUAUCUAUUAAUCCAAUUUUAUUGUCACCUAAAAGCAGAGGAUUUAUAUUGUUAAAUGAUAGUGAUCCUUUUUGGGCUCCACCUUUAAUUUACCCUGGUUAUUUUACAAAAGUAUUGAUAGAAGAGGUGGAAGCAACAUUAAAAUUAUUUGAUACAGAAUCGUUUAAGAAGAAUGAUUUUAAGUUGAUGGAUAAGCCUUUACCUGCUUGUAGACAAUUCGAGUUUGGUGUUAGAGAUUAUUGGAAAUGUGUGAUAAUGGAGUAUACUGCGAGUUUAUACCACCUAGUUGAGACUUGUAAGAUGGGGCCAAAAUCGGAUUCUGAGGCUAUCGUGAAUGAGAGUUUGAAGGUUUAUGGGAUCGACGGUUCGAGAGUUGUGGAUGCUUUAAUUAUGCCAAAGAUUGUUAGAGGUAAUACGAAUGCGCCUACUAUUAUGAUCGCGGAGAAAGCUAAUGAUAUGAUAAGGAAGAUUGGUUGUCUGGCAGGAUUUAAAUUAUACGAUGUGGAGUGGAUUAAAUAAAGCUUAAUUGUGAUAUUAAUUGUCUCUACUUAUG